AUGUCUGAUCUCUGCGAGCUGAGAUCGCAGGUGAUGCGGCGACAGACUGCAGCCGCCGAGGAGACGCUGGCUCUGCUUGAGGAGACGCUGGCCGAGUACGAGCUGAAAAACUCUCGCCUGAAACUGAAGGUGGAGAGGCAGCAGAGGCUCCUGGACGCCAUCUUGCUGCCGGAGUCCAAGACCAAGAACACAGGAAAGAGUACAUUCCCCUGCUCACUCUGUGGUAAAGGGUUUACACAGAAAGGAUCCCUCAAGCGACACAUGAGAAUCCACACUGGAGAGAAACCAUUCGUCUGCUCACUCUGUGGUAAAGGGUUUAUACAGAAAGGAUCCCUCAAGCGACACAUGAGAAUCCACACUGGAGAGAAACCAUUCGUCUGCUCCGUCUGUGGUACAGGGUUUGCCAGGAAAGGAACCCUCAAGCGACACAUGGGAACCCACACUGGAGAGAAACCGUUCCCCUGCUCACUCUGUGGUAAAGUGUUUACCAGGAAAGAAACCUUCAAGGUACACAUGAGAAUCCACACUGGAGAGAAACCAUUUGUCUGCUCCAUCUGUGGUAAAGGGUUUACCACGAGUGGACACCUCAAUGAACACAUGAGAAUCCACACUGGAGAGAAACCAUUCGUCUGCUCACUCUGUGGUAAAGCGUUUACCAAGACAGGAACCCUCAACCAACACAUGAGAACCCACACUGGAGAGAAACCAUUCGUCUGCUCCGUCUGUGGUAAAGCGUUUACACAGAAAGGACACCUCAACCAACACAUGAGAACCCACGUUGGGGAGAACCUGUAG
This is a messenger RNA of Myripristis murdjan (pinecone soldierfish), 795 nucleotides long. RefSeq names its product gastrula zinc finger protein XlCGF8.2DB-like. The record is from RefSeq and is a predicted model, not a curated record. Bases 1 to 795 code for a protein of 264 amino acids. The transcript has 2 exons. Gene Ontology annotation, biological process: regulation of transcription by RNA polymerase II. Lineage: Eukaryota; Metazoa; Chordata; Actinopteri; Holocentriformes; Holocentridae. Gene Ontology annotation, molecular function: DNA-binding transcription factor activity, RNA polymerase II-specific. Gene Ontology annotation, cellular component: nucleus.